AUGGUGUACCUUCCCAAGUUUGCAGCACUAAAAUCUAAGUACAACAACAAGUACUUACGCUAUGUGAAUGAAAAAUCUUCACCAGUCCGUACAUUUCUACAAUACUCAGGAGACGAAAUUCUUACGCCGUUUACGAAGUUCGAGUUUGAAAAAGCUCAUUCUGAUCCAUCUUCGUACCAUAUAAAAUGUUGUUACAACAACAAAUAUUUGGUUAGUGCUUCUUCUUCAGAUCAUCAUUAUAUUGUUGCAGGAGCUGAUCAAAAACAAGAAGACAAAUCCAAAUGGACAUGCACUUUGUUUCGUCCAACCUAUGACAACUAUCAUCAAUCAUUUCGAUUCUCUCAUGUGUAUCUUGGUUCUCAUGUUGUGUUGUGGAGAUUCCAUGCUCCUUAUGGAGAAUGCUUGCGAGCACAAUCAUCAUAUCAUACUAAAGAUCAUCCUUGUGAUCUCAACAUGGUUAUUAACAUGGAGUCUUUGAUUGCAUUACCAAAAUUUCUUGCUUUUACAGGUGACAAUGGUCUUUAUCUUCGUGAAAUCAAGAGGGGCAGUAAUAAUGUUCCAUACUUGCAAUUUGGAUCAAGCUCUGUUGAUGAUUCCACCAUUCGAAUGGAUCCCAAUGUUGUUGCUCUACGUAACUUGGGCAAUGGAAACUUUGUGAAAAGAUACAGCUCUGGGAACGACCAAAAUUUUCUAUUUGCUGAAAGAAAUGAAAUUGAUGCAUUUGCACAUUUACGGAUGACCGAGCUCGUUCGUUCACGAGAAAUCUUCGAUGUCGCGUUUCAUCUCUCUGAUGCGAAGAUUCAUAAUCAAAGUGUUGUGGCGUUAGCAACUAAAUCAGCUACAAAUGGGACAGGAAAACCCACCAAUGUAAAACUAAAUAUCCCAUAUACAAACACUUCAUAUUGUACAUGGACUUCUAUAAUCUCAACAAAACAAGUAGAAGUGAAGACAGUAAUCAAAUCAGAAGUUCCUUUAAUUGUGGAUGGAAAAAUAUUCAGUACAGCAAGUGAUUAUUUUGGUGAAUACAAAUGGGGAGAAACUAUAUCAGAAUCAGAAAAUACAAAUGGAAUAACACAUGAGGCAACUGUACCACCAAUGAGCAAUAUUAUUGGUACUUUGUAUGCAACUAAGGGAUCAUUUGACAUUCCCUUUUCAUACAAACAAUCUGAUAUCCUCUUCGCUGGGAACAAUAACAAUCCAGUUGAAUUUUCCUUAGAUGAUGGUGUUUAUCAUGGCACCAACUACUACAACUUCCAAUAUGACAUUAAAAUUGUACCAAUUAGUACUUCCAUAUAA
This is a messenger RNA of Cucumis melo (muskmelon), 1296 nucleotides long. RefSeq lists its product as uncharacterized. Lineage: Eukaryota; Viridiplantae; Streptophyta; Magnoliopsida; Cucurbitales; Cucurbitaceae. The transcript has 2 exons. Bases 1 to 1296 code for a protein of 431 amino acids. The record is from RefSeq and is a predicted model, not a curated record.